AAAACCCAAUUUGGCGCCGCAAAAAUGCAAUUUUUAGGGUUUUGGAGUUCUAUUAAAUUGGUUGUUACUGGUUUCAUAGCCUCGCUCGUUUGGGAAGCAUUUCAAUGGGAGUGAUCGGAAUCUCCAACGCUUGCUCUACUUCGAUCGUGAUAGCCCGCGGUGGAUUAGGGUCUGGAAGGCGAAAAUUUGGUUGUUGUAUGGCUUCCGCGGUGCCGGUGGAACAGUUGGAUGGGUCCCAGAAUCCGGUCACUGGCGAUUCCUUCAUCCGUUUUCAUCUGAGGAAAUUGUCGCCUUAUCAAUCGAUUUUGCCAUUUGAGGUGCUAUCUACACGUCUCGGAAGAAAGCCUGAGAAUAUUAUCAAGCUCGAUGCAAAUGAAAAUCCAUAUGGCCCGCCUCCGGAGGUGGCAGAAGCAUUGGGGAAUCUGAAGUUUCCUUACAUUUACCCUGAUCCUGAGAGCCGACGUUUGCGUGCGGCACUUGCUGAAGAUUCAGGUCUAGAGUCUGAUUAUAUACUUGCUGGUUGUGGCGCAGAUGAAUUAAUUGACUUAAUCAUGAGAUGUGUGCUUGAUCCAGGUGACAAGAUAUUGGAUUGUCCCCCAACAUUUACUAUGUAUGAGUUUGAUGCUGCAGUGAAUGGUGCUUUGGUUGUUAAAGUACCAAGGCUACCUGAUUUUUCUUUGGAUGUGCCUCGCAUCAUCGAAGUUGCAGGACAAGAAAAACCCAAAUGCAUUUUCCUUACCUCACCAAACAACCCAGAUGGAAGUGUUAUCAGUGAUGCAGAUCUCCUACAGAUACUUAAACUUCCCAUAUUGGUUGUGCUGGAUGAAGCAUACAUUGAAUUUUCAAAUUUGAAAUCAAAGAUGGAUUGGGUAAAGAAGCAUGAGAAUCUGAUUGUUCUUCGAACAUUUAGCAAAAGAGCAGGUUUAGCUGGACUUCGUGUUGGCUAUGGUGCAUUUCCGCGUAGUAUUAUAGAAUACUUAUGGCGAGCUAAACAACCAUACAAUGUGUCUGUGGCUGCAGAAGUCUCUGCUUGUGCAGCCUUGCAGAACCCUGAUUAUCUUGAGAGAGUGAAGAAUUCCCUUGUGCAAGAAAGAGAGCGGCUGUAUAAACUUCUGAAAGAAGUGCCAUUCUUGAAGCCAUUUCCAAGUUAUUCUAACUUCAUUCUUUGUGAAGUUACAUGUGGAAAGGAUGCUAAAAAAUUAAAGGAAGACCUGGCACAAAUGGGUGUGAUGAUUCGUCACUACGAUAAAAAAGAACUGAAGGGUUAUGUUCGAGUCUCUGUUGGAAAGCCUGAGCACACAGAUGCCUUAAUGGAAUGCCUGAAAUUUCUUUGAUGAUCCAUAAAAUCGGAACCUGAUUGGUUUUUCUGAUUUAUACUGUAUGUACACUGAUCUCUAAUUAAGAUUGGAGACAGGAAUUUAUCUAUCAAUUAAUCAGCAUUUCAUGUUGUACUUUCCUAUUGUUAUCUAUCAAAAGAUUUGAAAUUUAAAGUUA
Dioscorea cayenensis subsp. rotundata (Guinea yam) is the source of this 1494-nucleotide messenger RNA. RefSeq names its product histidinol-phosphate aminotransferase, chloroplastic-like. Gene Ontology annotation, molecular function: L-histidinol-phosphate:2-oxoglutarate transaminase activity; pyridoxal phosphate binding. Gene Ontology annotation, biological process: L-histidine biosynthetic process. The coding region runs from base 105 to 1334 and encodes 409 amino acids. The transcript is spliced from 9 exons. The record is from RefSeq and is a predicted model, not a curated record. NCBI's taxonomy places the organism in Eukaryota, Viridiplantae, Streptophyta, Magnoliopsida, Dioscoreales, Dioscoreaceae.